Danaus chrysippus (African queen) is the source of this 546-nucleotide messenger RNA. The record is from the annotation of a GenBank genome assembly. Lineage: Eukaryota; Metazoa; Arthropoda; Insecta; Lepidoptera; Nymphalidae.
AUGACACGCGGACCAACUAUAGUGAGAGUCGCGCCGGGUGGCAGUAGUGGUAGAGGAAUUAAGUGUUGUUGUUGCCGGUGUUGUGAAUGUAUUAACUUCGGUUAUUUGACGUCACAGCAUGGAAUUAUAAAACUAGCUGAAGCUAUGUUGGGUGGUUUAUGUCAAAGUCUUCUGGUCAAGUACGGUUUAUCUGAAGCGAGCAGUAUGGGCUCCGCUUUCCACGGCUUUUUGACCACAGCCUCCGCGUGUCUGCUCACUACUUCAUUACUUAUCGCCUGCUACGUCCUGUCUUCGAAUUCCCAACACCUGAUACGACAGUCCAUAUUCGAGUGGGUAUUCAAUGCUGUGGCCUGCUUGAUGUAUCUGUCCGCGUCCUCCUACAUGGGUGUGGCAGUGAACCUCUACCUUUAUCCUCGAUAUGCCCUCGUUAAUAUGUACGCUGCAUAUCCCGCCAUGACAGCUGUCUACUACAUCGGCGUCGUUGUGGGCAUCGUGCAUGGAGUGGAUGCUUACAUUUCAUAUAAAUACCACAAAGGAAUACGAUAA